AUCGCCAUCUCAUGGCAAAAUAAAGUACUGCAUUUCCUAAAAUUAACUCCGCGGACAACGAAAUCUGAAGUUUUUUUUUUAAUCUUGCCAUUUUAUUUCCAUUUCAAUACAUUGUUUUACGUGUAGAAGCAAGCUCAAGCUGUCUGGUUAUCUAGUAGCUAUGGCGAAGAGAUUUCCAUUCUCUCCGAGCCAAAGCAAAAACCUAAAGUUUGGUGAAGCUUCUUUUGAGAUUUUAUCAGACUUUCUCAACAAUCUCAAUAUCAGAAACAAAGACAAACUGAGCAAUUUAUCAAGUUACAGUGGGGAUUUUAAAGACAAAAGGUUGAUAGAAUGCGUUUUCCUAGUCACCGAAGAGUUAAGACUUGACCCCUUGGUUGGAUAUCAUGCCGUUGAGUUACUUGAAAGGUUUACGAUAAAGCACCUGGAGGAUCUGUUUUCAACAACACACACACCUGCAGGUGUCCAUAAAGGAAAUUACGAGGACCUUGUUUAUGAGAAACUGAGUGAGAAGUUCCAUCUCAUUCUCCUCUCUUGUGUGCAAAUAGCAAGCAAACUGUCUUUGCACAGUGCUGUGGUUGACAACAACACAGCAGUGCAGUUUCUUCACUCGAUGGGCCACAGCGUCUCCAAACAAACUAUCAUGGACAUGGAGCUGAUGAUCUUGAAAGCACUUGACUUCAGGCUAAACACCCCCAACCCUCUGACUUAUGUGGAGAUACUCCUGGAGGUGCUUGGGUACAAUGACUCUUCUAUCCCUGUGGAGCACCUGCAUCACCUCUGCAGAUACGUGCUCCAGUUCACCUACCUCCAGAGGACAGCCAUCUAUGACUCCCUGCUCAUGGCCACCACUCAGUGCCUGAGCCCAUCUGACGAACAGAGAAAGACUUUUGUGUCGGUGACUGAAGACUGCAUGCUCCUUGGUGUUGGUGUCAUUGCUGUGGGCUCAUACAUCCUCAAUGUCACUAACUGGGAACAGGUAGUGGAGGAGCUGAGUCACAUCACAGGGAUCUCAGUGAAGAGCAUCAGUGAUUUCACACACAUUACACUGAUGCACAUUACCAAGAACAACUCUCCCAUGGUCACCGCAACUUGAGUCGAGUCCGAACAACACACUCAUUGAUUGAAAGAUUUUAUUUACGCUAAUUUGUUUUAAGUUGGUUUGAAACAUGACAAUGAACAAAGUUUCCUCAGCUACAGGUUCCAGGAAGUUAUUAAAGAAAGAAAGCCUUUGAGACAAACAGUAAAACAGUACAGUAAAACUACAGUGUCUGUAUGUAAAAAGAUUCACAGAAGGUUCACACCAAACAUCUGAUAUAAAAACUAGCUCUCUGA
This is a messenger RNA of Coregonus clupeaformis (lake whitefish), 1332 nucleotides long. It is a transcript of the gene cntd1, whose product is annotated as cyclin N-terminal domain containing 1. Gene Ontology annotation, biological process: reciprocal meiotic recombination. The transcript is spliced from 7 exons. The record is from RefSeq and is a predicted model, not a curated record. The coding region runs from base 161 to 1093 and encodes 310 amino acids. Lineage: Eukaryota; Metazoa; Chordata; Actinopteri; Salmoniformes; Salmonidae. Gene Ontology annotation, cellular component: site of double-strand break.